Drosophila eugracilis is the source of this 817-nucleotide messenger RNA. RefSeq names its product trypsin delta. The record is from RefSeq and is a predicted model, not a curated record. Bases 20 to 781 code for a protein of 253 amino acids. Lineage: Eukaryota; Metazoa; Arthropoda; Insecta; Diptera; Drosophilidae. Gene Ontology annotation, molecular function: serine-type endopeptidase activity. Gene Ontology annotation, biological process: proteolysis. The transcript has a single exon.
AACUCAUUGGAUUCGCACCAUGCUGAAGUUCGUGAUCUUGUUGUCUGCUGUUGCCUGCGCCUUGGCUGGCACCGUCCCCGAGGGACUCCUGCCCCAGCUGGAUGGCCGCAUCGUCGGCGGUACUGCUACCACCAUCAGCAGCUUCCCCUGGCAGAUCUCUCUGCAGCGCAGUGGUAGCCACUCCUGCGGUGGAUCCAUCUACUCCUCCAACAUCAUCGUGACCGCCGCUCACUGCCUGCAGUCUGUUUCCGCCUCCGUCUUGAAGGUCCGUGCUGGUUCCACCUACUGGAGCUCCGGCGGUACUUUGGUCAGUGUGUCCUCCUUCAAGAACCACGAGGGAUACAACUCCAACACCAUGGUCAACGAUAUUGCCAUCAUUAAGCUAGCCAGCGCUCUGACCUUCAGCUCCACCAUCAAGUCCAUCAGCCUGGCUAGCUCCAACCCCGCUAACGGCGCUGCCGCCUCCGUCUCCGGCUGGGGUACCCAGUCUUACGGUUCCAGCUCCAUCCCCUCCCAGUUGCAGUACGUCAACGUGAACAUCGUCAGCCAGUCUGUGUGCGCUUCCUCCACUUAUGGAUAUGGUAGCGAGAUCAAGAGCACCAUGAUCUGCGCUGCUGCUAGCGGCAAGGAUGCCUGCCAGGGUGACUCUGGUGGCCCAUUGGUCUCCGGUGGAGUUCUUGUUGGUGUUGUCUCCUGGGGAUACGGUUGCGCUUACGCCAACUACCCCGGUGUUUAUGCCGAUGUCGCUGCUCUCCGCUCCUGGGUGAUCAGCAACGCCUAAGAUCUUUGCGAAAUAAAGAGAAUUUUCCGAUUAUAA